This is a messenger RNA of Cornus florida, 1123 nucleotides long. RefSeq lists its product as uncharacterized. The coding region runs from base 30 to 749 and encodes 239 amino acids. Gene Ontology annotation, cellular component: plasma membrane. The transcript has 4 exons. The record is from RefSeq and is a predicted model, not a curated record. Lineage: Eukaryota; Viridiplantae; Streptophyta; Magnoliopsida; Cornales; Cornaceae.
CAUUAAUUCCAAUAUGAAGAAGUUCUUCCAUGGAUGCUCAUCAAGCACAAUGUUCAUAUGUUUUCUGUUUUGUUGGACAAUUUUGCCAUCCAUAUUCCUUCAAGAAGUGCUUCUUCUUUCUUGUUCUCUUCCUUGUGUUCAUUGUAACAGCCUUGGGGUUGGCCACAUUGAUCACCAUCUUCAUCUUGAAGCCUAAACAGCCCAUUUUCUCUCUCCAAACAAUCAAAUUGGAUUCCUAUAAGCUCGGUUCUUAUUCGGACUCAACCCUGUUUGUUUCAUCUGUUGCUUCUUUGAACUUGAAUGCCCAAAAUCCAAACAGGGUUGGCAUAAGAUUCAGCCAUUCGCGGCUUCACAUUCUCUACCAAGGACUUCCCAUAGGACUGAUUCGAGUCCCAGGCUUCUACCAGCCUCCACAUAGCAUGAACAUAAGCGUAAGAACGCGACUUCUGUUGCCUUGUCUCAAUGUUAGCCAGCUCCUAGCUGGGGUGGUUUCAUCUCAAGAUGAUUCAAACAACAAUAUUGUUCAGAUGAAAAUAUAUGGUGAUAUCAAAGCUUAUGUGAGAAUAUUUCAUAUUACUUUGCCAAAAGUUAAGGUUGCUUUGGAUUGUGACAUAAAUAUUGAUUGUAGAGAGUUCACAUUCAGAAAUGGACUUUAUAACAUCAUGACACUAGUUCAGAAUCACACUGCAUCUUUUCCUUCGAACUCCCAAACAUUCUUCAAGAAGUGCUCAUUGGCUUUUUACUUGUAAAAAAGGUAAUGAGACAGAGAGAAAUAUGUUUUAGUCCAAUUUUGGGAAAUUCAAGUGCUCUUGAGCAACAACAGACAAAGGUUGGGUAUUGUGGAAAGUUGUGUUGUGAGUGGGCAAAUAGUAAAUAGUGAUCUGACUCUAAUUGUUUCUGAAUCAGAUUCACAACCCUUUUAUUGAUGACCUCCUUGACUACAAAUUGUUCAAUUCCUGAAGAGGUUAAUACCAUUCCAAGGACAAGAUCUACAGAGCUUCCAAUUAUUUCAGAUCCUGUGCUGCCUAUUUGCUACUACUCUUAAUUAAUAUGCCCCCUUGUGGUGUGGGAUACAUAUAUAUACAUAUAUUUAUUUUGAUUUAUAUAUGCAAUGUAACAAUUU